Messenger RNA from Penicillium diatomitis, 1233 nucleotides. It is a transcript of the gene rad18, whose product is annotated as E3 ubiquitin-protein ligase RAD18. Gene Ontology annotation, molecular function: ubiquitin protein ligase activity; single-stranded DNA binding. Bases 1 to 1233 code for a protein of 410 amino acids. The record is from RefSeq and is a predicted model, not a curated record. Gene Ontology annotation, cellular component: nucleus; Rad6-Rad18 complex. Gene Ontology annotation, biological process: DNA damage tolerance; protein monoubiquitination. The transcript has 3 exons. NCBI's taxonomy places the organism in Eukaryota, Fungi, Ascomycota, Eurotiomycetes, Eurotiales, Aspergillaceae.
AUGGAGCAGUCCUUUGACCUUCCCGACUCUACCGACUGGUUGGACACGCCAGUGUCACUUCUAGCCCCACUCGAGUCCUCACUUCGCUGUCAGGUCUGCAAGGACUUCUUCGAUACCCCGGUCAUCACCUCGUGCAGCCAUACAUUUUGCUCUUUAUGCAUUCGCCGAUGCCUCAGCACAGAAGGGAAAUGUCCUACAUGUCGGUCCGGUGACCAGGAAUUGAAGCUGCGCCGCAAUUGGCUGGUUCAGGAGAUUCUCGAGGCCUUUCAAAACGCUAGAGAAAGUGUUCUCACACUUGCGAAGAAGGAGGCCGCACGAAUCGCUGCCGGGACUACUGAAGAUCCAGAGCCUCCCCAUAAGAAGCGAAGAUUGAGGGAGGAUUCCGAAGACCAAGAGGUUCACGGCACUGAGAACGGUCCUCAGGGCGUGCGUACAAGGUCACAAACCCAGGUGGUGCAGGCGCCAGCGGCUGGACGAGACCAUGGCCGAACCUCGGGAUCGCUAGAGGUGGUGGAAGAUAGUCAAGAUGAAGACUGUGAACCUGGGGAUGGGACGGUCGCGUGCCCGAUCUGCGCUCGCAGAAUGAAGAACGAGGCUGUCUUUGCGCACCUCGAUAGCUGUACUGGCAAUUCGAAUCCUGUCGCAAACCCUGCUUCAAACAAUCCAUCAUCUUUUGGAUCUCUACGGCCUCCAGCACGCCAGAUGCCGAUAUCUCCUUCCAAAGCACCUGAAAGACUCCCUGCGAUGAAUUACUCUUUACUCAAGGAUACUCAAUUACGGAAGAAAUUUCGUGAUCUUGGAAUCCCUAACUGGGGCCCCCGGCAGCUUCUACAAAGACGUCAUAUUGAGUGGAUGAAUUUAUGGAACGCGAAUUGCGAUUCGUCGUUCCCAAAAAGUAAGAGAGCCUUGCUACGCGAGCUUGACGUGUGGGAGAGGACACAGGGCGGGCUUGCGCCAACUCAGUCGUCCCUCGGGCAAACAGCAGCCGUCAUGGCUAAGGAUUUCGAUACGGCUCAAUGGUCUGUGAAUCACGGCACUGAUUUUAAACGUUUGAUCGAGAAUGCCCGCAAGAAAAGCGAGGCCCAAGUGCGGUCAACCAUCUCUGGUGUAAAACCAACCUCUGAGCAAGGUGACAUGCCGGUAGAUCGCCUUGCUGAACCGCCAGUAGAAGAUGAGGCCGAGGGGCUGCGUGCAGCCAGAUGGGAACCGCAAAUACCGGACAAUAUGCCUUGA